Molecule: messenger RNA, 321 nt
Organism: Adineta steineri
Lineage: Eukaryota; Metazoa; Rotifera; Eurotatoria; Adinetida; Adinetidae
Source: the annotation of a GenBank genome assembly
AUGGCAGCAUCUACUAAUAAUGAGCGGCACGAACAUAUUUCUACAUAUUCAUCAUCAUUAUCGCCUCGAUUGUUAUCACCUUCAUUAGGGGUUUCUCAUUUAUCAUCACCAUUAUCAUCAACUAAACAACAAGAAAAAGCUUCAUCUUUAUUAUCAUCUGAUGUAAUACCAGCCGAAAUUAAGUCAUCUUCAUUCAUAUAUUCUGCAUCAUCUGAUGAACCAACAUCAAAUCCUUCUGACCUUAGUGCUUUCCCUAAUGAACUUCCGACACAACCGAAACGUGCUACUUAUCCAUUGAACACAGAAAAAAGAUAUUUUUAA